Aspergillus ochraceoroseus IBT 24754 is the source of this 1563-nucleotide messenger RNA. Its product is annotated as WD40 repeat domain-containing protein. Bases 359 to 1399 code for a protein of 346 amino acids. Gene Ontology annotation, cellular component: SMN complex. Gene Ontology annotation, molecular function: RNA binding; protein binding. Gene Ontology annotation, biological process: spliceosomal snRNP assembly. The record is from RefSeq and is a predicted model, not a curated record. Lineage: Eukaryota; Fungi; Ascomycota; Eurotiomycetes; Eurotiales; Aspergillaceae. The transcript has 6 exons.
CUUCAUGUAUGCUUCUGGGCUGGAGUUUAUAGAAGGAGGAGAUCUAUUGAUUCUUCCCCCCCUCUUGCUGGGCUUUCUCAUCCUUCUUCAUCGGUCCUUUGCCCCGACCUUUCCCUUCCUUUUUAUUCCUCCUCGCCCAUCGUUUUUUAAUAUUAGCAACCCCACCCUCCCACUGCUGAUGACUUGACGAGACUGACGAAUUUCCUUCUGUAUUUCUACUCUUUUCAUCUCUCACAUCGUAUUCUUCCCCUGGGUGUUCCCCUUGGUUUCUGGGUGGAUCCAGCUUCUCCUUUUUGACGCAUUUAACGGCCGUUGUGGAUUUGAUAUUUUGGUAUAUGGUUUGAAUUGCAGAUUCAUCAUGGCUUCAGAUAUCCCCAAAGUUGUGCCUUUAACCUGCCACGGACAUUCUCGUCCUGUGCCGCAUAUCAGCUUCUCCUCCACAGUAGAGGAUGAUCAGUACUACCUUGUAUCUGCCUGCAAAGAUAACAACCCCAUGCUGCGGGAUGGUAUCACCGGCGAUUGGAUCGGAACAUUUCUGGGACAUAAGGGAGCUGUCUGGCAAGCUCGUCUUUCUACGGACGCCAACAUUGCCGCAACCGCUGCUGCAGAUUUCUCAGCCAAGGUCUGGGAUACCCAUACCGGCGAAUGCCUACACACCCUCCAGCACUCCCACAUCUGUCGAGCGGUUGCGUUCCCUCUUCAGCCCUCGCCGCAAGUCCUAGCCACCGGUGGCUUCGAGAAAAAGCUCCGCAUCUUCGACUUGACCCGCAGUGGCGGUGGCGGUAGCAGCAGUACCAGCUCAUCGCCUACAUUCCCGUCGUCCAAUGCGACCGAAAAUGGAUCUCCAGCGCCAGUGACUAGCUAUGAAAUUGGCCCCGGAGUCCAUGGCGGUACCAUCAAAUCCAUCGUCUGGAACCGGGACUACAACAUCCUCACCACCGCCGCCGAAGACCGCAAGAUCCGAUGGUGGGAUCUCCGCUCCCGCCAUCCCGUUGUCGAGUACGUCGUCGAAGGUAACAUCGGCAGCUGUGAGCUGAACACCCUCGCCGUCCGACCCAAUGACCCCGGUAUCCUCACGGUUGCCGCUGGAAAAAGCGUCUAUCUCUUUGACGGCCUCAGCCCCGGCCGACUGCUCAAGAAAAUCGAUUUCCGGUAUGAAGUGGCCAGUGCCGCCGUGAACAACGACACUGCCCGUUUGGUAACGGGCAGUGCUGAUGAUACCUGGGCGCGGGUGUAUGAUUUGCACACAGAUGAAGAACUCGAAGUCCAAAAGGGCCACCAUGGCCCCAUCUGGUCCGUGAGCUUUUCUCCAGACGGGAAACUGUACGGUACAGGAAGUGAAGACGGCACCAUCAAGUUAUGGAAAGCCUGUAGAGAGCCGUAUGGUCUAUGGCGCUAAAGCAAUUAAUAAAGACCCAUAAAGAAAAUUCAGGCCAGGUCAGGUCAGGUCAGGUCUGAUCUCAUCUGAUCAAGACCAAGCAGAUAAUUUUAACUACUCUCAUACCUACUACUGUCAUUCUUCUUCCUAUACGUAACAGGAUUCUUCUGAGUUAGACACACCCC